AGGUCCGGCGCGUAACACAGUGGCGACGCGCUCCUCGUAUGGCGUUUGGCGGCACUGGGCCUUGGCUGCCGAGGCGGUCGAGUGACUACGACGUGAAUUUUGCUAUGACUUUGCUGCCACCGCUACUUCUGCUUCUCGGCGCGCUCGCUGCCAGCUCGGCCGCCCCCAUGUCUGCGAGCGCCGCCCCCGCGUGGCGCGCCCCGCCCCCCGGCAGGGCCCCGGGGGCGGCGGCGCACGGGGGCGGCGGCGGCGGCGGGCCGGCGUCGACAGUGCUGGGCGCCUCGCUGGGCGGCGGGCUGGGCGCCGGCAUCGGCGGCCGCACCCUGGGCGAGCUGGCCGAGUCGGAGCUCGACCGGUACGCCUUCCUCAUGUUGGACCCGGCCUCCUCCGGCUCCGACCCCAUGCCGGCGGGCACCGUCACCAGGAGGAUCACCCCCAAGUCCGUGUUCAUCGCGCCCAACAUCAACGGCGACCGGGACCAGUGCGCCGAGGGGUACCAGCAGGAUGACAUGGGCCGGUGCGUCAAGGUGGUCAAGGUCGACGCGGAGAAGUCCUGGGACUUGCUGCUUGACAAGCUCAACAACCAGUUCGCCGACCUUCCCUUCCCCCUGCUGACGGAGACAACGACACCUCCCGGGCCGCCCCCGGGACCCUUCCAGCUCGCCAUCCCCAUCGCGGGCCUGCCCGAUGUCGCCGCCCCCGAUGUCGCCGCCCCCGACGCCCCCACACCCGAUGGGCCCGCCCCCGAAGGACCUGUCCCUGACGGUCCCUCUACGCCGGAACCUGCGAAGCCCGAGUCACCCUUCGCUGAGCAAAGCACACCGGAGCAGGCGACCGAGGUCGCGACGGAGGUGGAGGAGGAGGCGGCGAGCACCACACCGUCCCCGUCCGACGAAGACACGGAGACACCCGCACCAACACCAGCUGCUCCGGAGGACAUCCGAGACGCCCUCAUUCCCGAGGUGGUGAUGCUCACCUCCGAGGAGCAGCCCCACGUUGUACCCGCGCCCGCGGCGCAGGUCGGCGCUUAUCUAGUCAACGGCGGCGCCACUUCCACGACGGAGGCUGCCCCAAGCAGGCCCGUCCGGCCCGCCUCCAACCAGUCCGGCAAUGGCGACGUGAAUCCCAUCAUCAACACGGUGAACAACUCUCCGCUCGUGACUGGCGAGUCGAUGGUGCAAGAGGUGCCUCCAAUCUCCAACCCCAACUCCAACCCGAACAGACUGGUAGCCGAAGCCUCGUCGCUGCAGCAGCUCCUGGCAGCCGCCCUGGGGAUGAAGCUGACUUUUAGCAGCUCGACGAUAGCGCCAGAAACCGCCGAGUUGGCCAUGUCAUCCUCGACGACUGUCGCACCAGUCCGAGACUCAACCGCAUCGCCGUCCUCGGAGCUCCCGGUGCCCGUCUCUUCCACGACGGACGCGACGCUGUCCUCGAGCAGCAACGCCGAAGUCCACGAAGAGCUGGUCUCACCAAGCUCGCUUUCUCCGGUGACUUCCGGGCUGGAAUUGCUCAGCUCGUCAACGGCGACCUCCACUAGCACCCCUCCCGUGAGCACGACCAGCGAGCCGUUCUCGUCCACGACGAGCACGGCCUCCUGGUCGUCAAGCGAUGAGAGCCGGCCGUCCAGCAGUAACCUGCUGCGGCCAAGCCUCUUGCCCGUCAUCCCCCACGACCUCCACGCCGUGCGCUUCCCCACGGAACGGCCCAGCAGCCCGCUGAGGUUCCCGGCCAUCGAUGUCACCUUCCCGACCAGCCGCGGAGGCGUGGGCGGUAGCGGCGGCGACGCCAACCGUCUGCCCGUGGACAAGCCCGUUGUCUUUCCCAAGGACGUGUACUGGCCGCCCCUGGCCUCGGCGCCGUACUGGAGCCUGGAGCAGACCCGCACCCGGCCGCAGCAGCAGCAGCAGCUGAGCAGAAUGCAGCACAAUCGUUUCUGGCAGUCACGGCCGAGUCAUGCGCUCGGCUUCGGCGGGCCCAACACGCUAAGCACUUCUGCGGGUACUUCCCUAUCCUCGUCAUUCUCGCCGUCCUCCUCCUCCUCCUCCUCGUCGUCGUCCUCUCAGGAGGGCAGCCAGAUCCGGCGGAGGACGCACUACCGCGCGGGGAGCGGGUCCCUGCACACGCACAGGAGCAGCCCAACGCACAGAAGGGGCAGGGAAUACUAGCCGCUUGGAGCCGCGGCCGCCGAGGACAUGCAGAGGACUGAAGGUGACUCCGAGUUCCUGCCGUACUGAUUUGGGGUCAUGGCUGCCCCACCUUGCCCGUCCCUUCCAGUCCUGUGUGGAUAAGCUUAUGUAUUUAUCAAGACUGCUUUCAUUUUUGUGUGGGUAUGUAGAGAGGAACGCAAGCUUUAGACGGACUGCCAGAAAGAGGGGGAAACGGAAAAGGGGAGAAAAUCUGUGCAAAUGAGCUGAUGACUCCUCAUCCACUAGUGACUGUUGCCAAAACCUGUAAUUGUAUAUUGUUUAUAGUAUAAAAAUAUUAUUUAUUCGUAGUAAGUCAAUUGUUAUGUGUAUGGGCACUUACCUCGCAGAACUGAGACCCACCAACCACCAAAUGCUUUGUUCUAUUCUUCAUCACAUCACAACUAUGCCUAUACCUCGUGGCCAAAGAUCUCAUGAACUUCUCCUUUAAUCCUGUGAUUAGUACUUUUCAUGUUUUUAAUUUAGUAACCUGUGAGCAUCACAUUUUAGCCAUGUAUUUUUGUUUUAACGAGAGGGGACACACGUUGUGUUGUAACCUUUGAUGUUCUCAACUGCAUGCCUUAGCAUUCUGUUUGUAAAUAACUGUAAUAUACUUUUAAGCUUGA
This is a messenger RNA of Frankliniella occidentalis (western flower thrips), 2809 nucleotides long. RefSeq lists its product as uncharacterized. Lineage: Eukaryota; Metazoa; Arthropoda; Insecta; Thysanoptera; Thripidae. The record is from RefSeq and is a predicted model, not a curated record. The coding region runs from base 39 to 2165 and encodes 708 amino acids. The transcript is spliced from 4 exons.